AUGGCUUGGUUUCUGCCCCAUUUCCCCUAUCCGCCUGCAAAGGAUGGGUACUGGGAGCCGGUCACCUCUACCCUGAACUGGUGUGAAGAGGACUACUAUGCCACUGAAUACUCUGCUGAGAUCGUCAACACCCUCACAAAUCUGAUGUUCAUGUGGCUAGGAUUCAAGGGCAUUCGCAGUUGUAUUCGCAAUGGACAUGACCAGAUCUUCAUCGUCUCUCUGCUAGGCUACCUGGUGGUCGGAACAGGAAGCUUCCUCUUCCAUUCAACACUGAAAUGUAACUUCCUUCCCGUCCUGCCCCAAAGGGUCGAGUCAAAACAUCCUAUGCAGCUAGUUGACGAGCUCUCCAUGAUUUACACGACCUGUCUUAUGUUCUACGCUUCAUUCUCGUACUCGCGCUCGGUAACCUUCCGAGUCUGGCUCGCCGGUUCUCUGGCCGGCCUAGCCGUCUUCAUCACUCUAUACUACCACUACCUCCAAGAUCCAGUCUUCCACCAGAAUGCCUACGCCCUUUUAACAAUCGUUGUGGUCUUCCGGACUAUGCAUACCAUGGAAGUAACCCUGCGACCAAAGUGGCGCCACUCAACUGAAGAAGACCGUCUGGAGCGUCAGAAGAAGGGUCUCCCUGUGCCAACCAAGGAGCGCCAACACUUCGAGAACGUGCGCGAUAUAAAGACUCUCCAUACUAUGUGGUUCAUGGUUUGCUAUGGAUUGUUCAUGUUCCUAGGUGGGUUUGCUAUCUGGAACUUGGACAAUGUGUUCUGUUCGCAGGUUCGGCGGUUGCGUCACCAGGUCGGCCUGCCCUGGGGUCUUGUUUUGGAAGGUCACGGUUGGUGGCACAUCAUGACUGGACUUGGCGCAUACCUCUACAUCAUUUGGGGCAUCUGGCUCCGACACUGCCUCAACAACCGCCAGGACGAGUACUACCUGCGCUGGGCGCGCUUCUGGCAUAUUCCCGAAGUUGUCCGUACCGCCGACAGUAUCACUCCAGAGAAGAAGUCAACCUGA
Messenger RNA from Penicillium nucicola, 1008 nucleotides. RefSeq names its product ceramidase. Lineage: Eukaryota; Fungi; Ascomycota; Eurotiomycetes; Eurotiales; Aspergillaceae. The record is from RefSeq and is a predicted model, not a curated record. The coding region runs from base 1 to 1008 and encodes 335 amino acids. Gene Ontology annotation, cellular component: endoplasmic reticulum membrane. The transcript has 4 exons. Gene Ontology annotation, biological process: ceramide catabolic process; ceramide biosynthetic process.